Messenger RNA from Daldinia caldariorum, 4689 nucleotides. RefSeq names its product ARM repeat-containing protein. Gene Ontology annotation, cellular component: nucleus; RNA nuclear export complex; cytoplasm. The record is from RefSeq and is a predicted model, not a curated record. Gene Ontology annotation, biological process: protein export from nucleus; RNA export from nucleus. The coding region runs from base 370 to 4119 and encodes 1249 amino acids. Lineage: Eukaryota; Fungi; Ascomycota; Sordariomycetes; Xylariales; Hypoxylaceae. The transcript has 11 exons. Gene Ontology annotation, molecular function: small GTPase binding; RNA binding; nuclear export signal receptor activity.
ACAUUACCUGUAAAUUUCCGCCAGACACGAACCUCAAUCACGGUACCUUAGUUAGCGCAUAAUUUCAUAAUUCAUCGUUCCACGUUCCACCUUCAACCUUUAACCUUUAACCUUUUCCUUGAGCAAGAACCGUAUUAACGGAUCCAACACUUUCUUUUUCUUUUUUUCUCAAUCUAUCUACAAAAAAGUGAUCCGUGCCGAAUCUCUAUACCCCCAAUUCGGCAUAUCUUUUCCGCCUUUCAUUUCAUCUCGUAACUAAUCUUCGGACAUUGCCUGAUGAUUCACACCUGAAGCCAAGGUUGGUCGAUAGCUCACGCUCACCCCUCCAAAGAUCGUCGCCGACCGCGCACCUUCCAGUUCCCCAAUACGAUGGCUGCGCAUACUGCGAUCAACGGCAAUAUGGGAUCGGGCAGCGUAGGUUUUGGCGCCGACAACAUGGAGGUCCUACCCAAAAUUCACAAGGCCCUAGAGGUCAUUCAUAAUCCUCACUCUCCCAACGACACACGUAAAGAUGCCCAGAUGUUCCUUGAAGACGUAAAAAACAACGGAAAUGCCUCCUUUUACGGAUUCCACCUCUCUAUCGACAAGACCCAGUCUCCCGUGGUGCGACAUUACGCUCUAUCGCUCCUCGAAUACGUAAUCAAACAUAAAUGGGCCGAUUAUACCGAAGAUCAGGCUGCCGACCUGCGCAAUGGCGUUCUAGAGCUUUCACGAGGUAUAACCAGAGAAGACCCUACAUACUUGAGGAACAAGAUUGCCCUGUUAUGGGUCGAGGUUGCAAAAAGGACCUGGGCUGGAGAGUGGAUGGACAUGGACGCUUUACUUUGCCAACUAUGGUCAGGCCCUGCGGUACACAAGGAGCUUGUCUUGUGUAUCUUAGAGAUGCUCUCAGACGACAUCUUUAGUGGCGACGAUCCGGUGGUGGCAGUCCGCGAGGGCGUCCUUAGUAAGGCGUCUGUUGAGAUUUUCACACCCGCUGCUGUCCUAAUAGAAACGUUCCCUAAGAGACAGGCUGGGCCAGAUGUGAGAUGCGGUGAUGAAGGCUGGCUUGCAAGAAUAACGGACCUUCUAAAUCGUUGCUUGUCAGAAGAUAUACAAAACGACUCAGAAGUGCGAAGCUGUGCCGUUCGUGCUCUCGGCGUGCUCUACUCCCUACUGCCCUGGGUCGUUCCCAAUGCCGUCACCGCUACACAGUGUGUUCCAGUGAUGUGUGAGGGGCUUCGUGCAAACCAUAUCGAAGUCCAGAAGGCCUCUCUGGAAGCUUUACAUUCCUUCUAUUCGAGAACAAGCUUUGUCGACCAGGAGUUUAUAGACCUCGUCGUUCCCCUCUACAGCAGCAAAUACGUUGAUCUAUUUAGACAGCUUUUUCAGUGGUCCGUGGUUGAUCCAGAGGAUAUUGACGACGACAAAUAUCAAUUCUCUAAGAAGUUAUCUGAAGUGAUUUCAUUCCUAGGGACCUAUAUGGACCGACGUUUUAACGUUUUACCUAACGACCCAUCCCGUAUCGACUUCCAAGGAUUCCUACAACUGCUUCUACUGAUUGCCCAAAGCCAGAGCUUGGUGGUCUCAAUCCCCGUCCUCGUAACGUGGACCCGGCUUUUAAGUAACGAGUCUCUUGGACGGAACAUCGCAAGUUUGCCUUCGCUCAUUGGGCCGCUUCUAGAAUGUUGUAGUUCGAGGCUUGUUCGGUAUGAAAGCUUGCCCGACGAUACGCAAGACCCUACGUUUCUCUUCCUAUUAGAAGAUACAGACACGAUUCCCGAGCGACAUGCUUUCCUGGGAAACUAUAGACGCUACAGCUCAACAGUGAUCGAGCUCAUUGUAGAGUUGCAGACAACUGACGCAAUGCAACAUAUCCUGGGUCAAACAGAUAACAUCUUGGAGCAUCUUUACAGUGAUGGACCAGCCUUCGAUAUGGCCAAUUACUCCAAGACGUCCCCACAAGUCCUCCGAGUUGACGCUCAGGCAACAGUAAUCGAAGCAGCUCUAAAGGGAUGCGUGAGAUGGCGCUCAUAUGUUACUGCGGAGGAGCGAAACGCAGUAGAAGCAAGUCUAGAAUCAUGGUGCAAUCGUCUGCUAGCCAUGAAGUUUGAGGAUCCUCUUAUCCGAAAACGAAUUCUAGAGCUUCUUGUUGCUUUCUCCAUCAACGCGCUUGAUCGGAACGCAGGCUUUAUGCUUAAAGUUCUGGAACACAUUCUCGUAACUUGGCCAGCUACGCAUCCCGAUUACCGUGUAUACACAGAUGCAAUUAAGGAGUUGCAGACGGAGAGCUUGGUAGAGCUUCAGAGACUUGCCGUCAAGAUGCCCGAUCAUUUACUGGAUGUUUAUGACCAGAUAGAGGCAAAAGUGAACGAGAUGAUUGCUUCAGGAACACUCGACGAGAAGCGCCAAAUCAACUACCAGACUUUUCUAUUUACGAUAAUUCACCGUUCCACCCGACUCGACGAGGCUACCAAAGCUCAAAAGCUACGCGGGUUCAUUGACCCCGUCGUAGCUCAGUGGCAAGAUGACCGCCUCAAGCAGGCCUUGUCAUCAUAUGCCGGAUUUUGCGAGCUUAUGGCUCUUGACAAAGCGCAGAACUAUCUUGCGCGAAUGCAGAUGCAAAACAUUCCAGACUGGGGUUCAGUUGAGCUCGAUGCUGAGGGACAAGCAUUACAAGCCGAGCUUGAAGAGCGUCAAACUGUUCUUCCGCUACGACCUGCGAAGUCAUUCCUGACUUGUUCCGCCGAUAAGGUAGAAAAGGGGACUAAUCCAUACCAGGUCUCGUGUGCCUUGUGGCAAGAUGGAUUCCCAAUUAUCCUUCCCCAACUCCUUAAUUUCUUAACCCAUGCACACGCUUCGCAUACCCCUGACAAUUGGACGGGGUUGCCACCCGAGAUGAGAACAAUCGUCGGUCGCGUCCUCACCGACAGGUUUUGGCAGGCCGGUAUUUCAGAAGGUAGUAAAGACGAGUUUUACGCUCGCGUACUCGAGAAGAAGCUCACCCUAGAGGGGCUCGCCUCGACGAUUCGAGGUUCCAUACGCUUUGUGCGCGAAUCAUGCUACGCAAUCAUAUAUUGCAUGACGCGUCUAGACGUGCACUUCUACGGCUUCAGCGAGCUUCCAGGACCCUUGGCUCAUGCUCUCCUUGCAGAUUCCUUCAGUCUUUCCGCUCACCAGUUGAUUAAUGUCCUUAACCUUGUUAGAUACUUGGUGGACAACUGCCCGGUCCCUCUAAGAGAGCAUUUCCUCCCACCAAUUCUGGCCGCGUGUUGUCAGCAGAUGGAUGCCAGGAUAAACUCGGAAUGGAUGAAGCUUGAGCAUCAGCAGGCGGUAAAGACGGGAGGAGACGCUCUAACUGAGGAGAUGAAAGCAGAGAGUAUCCUGAGGCAAUUGACCAAUGCAGCUGUGAUGAUGGUCGCUGACUUUUUAGAUCCAGCUCGACUCAAUGGCAAGGAUACGGGAAAUCAUCUUACACUUCGAGAGUUCUGCCUAGAGCAUUCCUCUGUCGUAGAGCCCCUCCUGAUGUUCUGCACCCAUGCGAUAAGGUGGCAUGAUUCUCGGUGCUGCGGCAUCAUGUUGAGGGUUUUCCGCUCUAUCAUUCCGGAAUUUACAACAGGCCUUCCUCCGUCUGAUACCACCGCCGUCAUCCGCGAAUAUAUAUCGUCCGAUGUUGUAAAAGCAUGCAUCACUUCUAUUCACGAGCCAUAUUUUGUUGACCUGCAGAAGGAAUUCGCUUCGCUUAUCGCCACUAUCCUUGUGACAUACAACGACUACACAAAAACAGCGAGGGAUGUACUACUCUCGCUUCCCAACGUGAAGCAAAGUGACGUGGACAGCGGGAUAGAAUACAUGUUGAGGAGGGAAACAAGCUCGCGCGGUCAACGAGCAGUUGUCCUUCAAUUGCUAGGCGAUAUAAAAGGAGUGAGCGUGUCAGAGAUGGGAAAGUUGAGCAAAAGCACCAGAAUGCCUACCAAGGCUCCUUCAGCAAAGAGGCCGAUCCGCAGUAAAAUGGCGCAGCAAUUCAUGACUGCUCCAGUAUCCAGCCAUGAUGCUUCGGGACCAGGCGCUACAAGCAAUGGCGGGGAGAAUGGGAAUGACAAUAAUCUGGAUGGCCUCGCUAGCCUGUUCAAUUCGUAGCGCGUAUCAAGUUAUCAGCAUCGCAUUCUCGGACCAGAUUAGACGGGGUGGGCUUUUCCUUUUCGUUUGCGGUUGACUGCACAGCUAAUUGCGCUGUUUUAUAUUGAGCUCGCAUGCUCGUUGGCGGUGGGAUACCAGCCAAGAUGAAAUCGUAAGAGGUGGGAGUAUGAUACGGUGCGUUGGCCAUAAUCAGAGCAAGGAGGUUGCCGGUCAGACUACCUAGUGCGCCAAAAUCCUAUUUUGCACCGUCAAUGCUGACAUAGGUGGCAGGGUGUCUUUCUUAGAGGUAGCAGCUCGAGGCCGAAUGUAGAUAUAGUUGAUUUGUUACAGAAUUCUGGCUGUACCCUAGGUAGUUAGAUAGCAUUUGCAGGCGUCUGAACUCGACAAUAAAAAGACAAAAUAAUUCACCUAUAUAUGGGUUAGAUACCUAAAGAGAAGGAAAUUCUGAAUCCUAGUGCACGAUAAAUUUAGUAGUACCUAAUAUAGCAAUACUGCAGAUAUGUUAUGUUCGGGUGUGGCAAUCAUUAAAGGACCGUAGCAUUUUGCUUGAUGAUAUUUGUUAUUAACAGC